Molecule: messenger RNA, 1323 nt
Organism: Orcinus orca (killer whale)
Lineage: Eukaryota; Metazoa; Chordata; Mammalia; Artiodactyla; Delphinidae
Product: mesothelin-like protein
Biological process (GO): cell-matrix adhesion
Cellular component (GO): cell surface
Source: RefSeq, a predicted model, not a curated record
AUGUGGAGACUGGUCAUCCUGCAGAAGUUCCUGGACCACAACGGCACCAUCACCAGUGCCCUGCUUGUGGCCAACGGGGGCUCCCGCCUCUGUUGGAUGAGCCCCCGCCAGAUCCAGGCCAUCCGGCCCUUGGAGUUUCGACCCUAUUUCCAGAUAAGCUCACGUUCUGAGGUUCUGAGUGGACAUGAACUUGGAGGAGACACUACUGAACCUAGCACGGAGAGCAAGAGGAAAGCUGUGGUUCAGAAAGCGGGGGCGAGGCCCAGCGUCCAGAGGAGAAGGAGCCUCUGGCCUGCCCAUCAGCCUCACCCCCCACCCAGGCUGGCCGGAGCCCUAGACAUCUCCUCCUGCCCUCAGAGCCGCAAGAACGUGCUCUACGACAAGGCCCGAGAGGCCUUCGGCACCGCCAGAACUGUAGACGCCUACUACAGCUUCACGCCUCCCCCUACCUCGGUGAGACCUCGCCCUGCGUAGGGCACGCCUCCCGGAGCCCCGCCCCUCGUCGCUGCCCCGCCCCUAGGCGGUGCCCCCGUGGAGGAGCUGCGGCACCUGCCCCAGGCUAACGUCUCCGUGGACAUUGACACUUUCACCAGUCUGAACACCCGAGUGCUGCAGAGCCUGAGCGUGGGCAACGUGACGACGCUGCUGGGCCAGAACAUGGGGGACCUGCAGAAGGCUCACAGCCACCCCACCAUCAGCUCCUGGCUCUGCAGCCUCAAUCGGUCAGCCCUGGGCGAGCUGGGCCUGGACACGGACCCAACCGGCCCCACCGGCCUCACCCACGUGACAACUAGGACCCCCAACACCAUCCCCUGGAUGCCCCAUCUAGUCCCCACCUCAGACCGGCCUUGGAGCACUGACCCCAGCUCAGGCAGCCCACCUGGGGUAUCUGCCACUUGCUGUGGCCCUGCCGUCAGGCCUCCUGUGGCUGCUGUAUUGGAGCACCCUGGGGCCCAGCUGGAACCACUCACAGGGCACGUGCCCCAUGGCCUCCAAAGACAGCGCUGCCCCAGCACCACUUGCAGGAAAACCGGGGCUGGUAGGUGGAGCUGGAUGCCUGCCUAGACCAAGAUGCCUGCCCCAUGCCCAGGGGACCUGGCCACGUCCCACAUCCCAGGGGCCUGCAGGGCCAGUCCCUGCCCACACCCAGCUCCCAGGACCUGGAGCCAGACUGAGGACCUGGGCCCAGGGUCACUGCCCCAGCCAGUGAGGGAGAUGCUGCCCCUGCCCUCUGGCUUCUUCCAGAUGAAGAACUGGGGUUGGGGAGGGGUUUCCGCGGACUGACUUCGCUGAUUGAUUUGAAUAAAGGACAAGGUGGUCUUC